UGUCUGUCAUGUCUUCAAAUAAAAUGGACGAAAUUGUCGGCCAAUUGUUCGCCGAAUUCAAUCAAUUGAUUGGUUUUUUUUGGACAAAAUCAUUUGUGUGAUUGACUGCCAUCUGAUGUCUGGUUUUGGCUCUAAUGGUGUAAUCGUCUCGAGAUAUGACUCCAAAAACCAAUAGUCGUUUGUUUUGUUGAAGAAGACGUCCAAUCAUUUGAUUGUUUUGUUUUAAACUUUGAUUAGUUUUUUGGGAAAUGACUCGAAAAGUGAUGAAAAACUUGAGAAUCAGUCUAUUAAAGGACAGACAUCUGAAAAGAGUAAGAGUUUUUUGUUUUGAAACUAUUUCUGACUAUAACUUGAGAAUCAGUCUCUUAAAGGACAGACAUCUGAAAAGAUCGUUAUCAGUGGCAGCGGCGGCGGCCAGAGUACUGUUUCUGGGCGGCAAAUCGGUCGGCAAAACCACUUUAUUUGCUAGUCGUCGGAAUCAAGAGGUCUCUUCACAUGAAGACAAUGACGACGACAGUUCAUAUCAACUCAAUGUUUCUGUCGAUGGCAAAGAGGAUCAGCUGUUGCUAGUGUUAGACAUGUUACAUGACUUGCAAAAUAUAAAGACGUUUGUUUGGGCCGUUUGUCCGAAAGUCGUAGUCAUUGUUUACGACAUAACAGUCGGCCAAACGUUGACCGAUGCGGAAACAAUACUGAAGAAAAUCCAAAAACUGGUUGUUUGGCGCCUAUUGGUGGCCAACAAGUCGGACUGCGGCGGCGAUUCUGACCAAUCGGUCAGCUUAGAGAAUGGACGACAAUUGGCCGACAAAUACGGAACUGAAUUCCUCGAAGUGUCCGCACUGACCGGUCAACAUGUGGACGAUUUGUACAAAUUGAUUGCACGACUGGUUAGCGAUGACAAUCCGCAGAUCCCGCAGAUGGCGGCCAUCAAUCCCGAGACGGGAUCACCACAUCCAUCACUGGAUACUCUAUCGGACACAUCUGAACUUAACAUUUCCGGAAGUUCUUCGUCAGGAUCCGAUCCCAAACAGGAUAUCGAUAUUAUUGAGUAAUUAAAAGUCAACUAAUU
This is a messenger RNA of Oppia nitens, 1069 nucleotides long. Its product is annotated as GTPase RhebL1-like. NCBI's taxonomy places the organism in Eukaryota, Metazoa, Arthropoda, Arachnida, Sarcoptiformes, Oppiidae. Bases 249 to 1052 code for a protein of 267 amino acids. Gene Ontology annotation, molecular function: GTP binding; calcium channel regulator activity; GTPase activity. The record is from RefSeq and is a predicted model, not a curated record. Gene Ontology annotation, cellular component: plasma membrane. The transcript is spliced from 3 exons.